Molecule: messenger RNA, 906 nt
Organism: Cataglyphis hispanica
Lineage: Eukaryota; Metazoa; Arthropoda; Insecta; Hymenoptera; Formicidae
Gene: RpS6
Product: 40S ribosomal protein S6
Exons: 5
Coding region: 100-852 (250 amino acids)
Biological process (GO): translation
Cellular component (GO): ribosome
Molecular function (GO): structural constituent of ribosome
Source: RefSeq, a predicted model, not a curated record
GGCAACAAUAGAUACUAGGUGAAAGCGAGACGCCCGUACAAAGCUUCAGCCGUACCCUUUCUCGUUCAUGGCUCGUGGUACGAUAUAAACGUCGUUACGAUGAAGCUGAAUGUAUCGUUUCCCGCGACAGGAUGUCAAAAGCUAUUCGAAAUUUCGGACGAGCACAAGCUCAGAAUAUUCUACGAGAAACGCAUGGGUGCUGAGGUCGAAGCCGAUGCAUUGGGAGAUGAAUGGAAGGGCUAUGUGGUUCGCAUCUCUGGUGGUAACGACAAGCAAGGUUUCCCCAUGAAGCAAGGUGUUUUGACAAACGGUCGUGUACGUUUACUGCUAUCAAAGGGACAUUCCUGCUACAGACCCAGACGUGAUGGUGAGCGCAAGCGCAAAUCUGUUCGCGGUUGCAUUGUAGAUUCAAAUUUAUCCGUAUUAGCCCUCGUCAUUGUCAGAAAGGGAAAACAGGAAAUCCCAGGAUUGACGGACAUGAACGUCCCGCGUCGUUUGGGACCAAAGAGAGCGAGCAAAAUUCGCAAACUCUUUAAUCUUUCGAAGAAGGAUGAUGUACGACAGUUUGUAGUAAAACGACCGGUACAAAAAGAAGGAAAGAAGGAGCGAUUUAAGGCACCAAAGAUUCAGCGUUUGAUCACUCCAGUCGUUCUUCAGAGAAAGAGACAUAGAUUGGCACUGAAGAAGAAGCGUUGCCUGGCCCGCAAGGAGCAGGCGGCGGAGUAUGCAAAAUUACUGGCGCAGAGACAGAAGGAGGCGAAGAACAGACGCCAAGAAGAACUUAAGCGAAGACGUAGCGCUUCUAUGCGCGAUUCCAAAUCUUCGAGCCAGUCGGCACCCACGCAACAGUGAAUCAAUGGAAUCUUAAAAAAUGUAUUUACAAAUCAAUAAAAAAAGUCUAAGCUA